This is a messenger RNA of Cantharellus anzutake, 940 nucleotides long. RefSeq lists its product as uncharacterized. The record is from RefSeq and is a predicted model, not a curated record. The transcript has 5 exons. Bases 257 to 889 code for a protein of 210 amino acids. NCBI's taxonomy places the organism in Eukaryota, Fungi, Basidiomycota, Agaricomycetes, Cantharellales, Hydnaceae.
AUUACAUGAUCCCAUAGCCUGGUUGAGUUGGUCACUACCUGCGAAUUUCGAGUUGGGUAUCUGUGAUGGUUCUGAUCGUAUGCCGCACCCUUGAAGCGUAAUGUCGUAGGGAUCAAGUUUGUCUUUCUGAAAUGAAAUCGUUACUCUAUUCAAUCCACGAUCUCCACCUCUCGAUUCGUUUAUAAAUUCGGCUGAGUGCCCUGAAUCAGCGUCACCCAACCCUCUUGUCGACUUCGCUGUUGCCUUUUCGUUUAUAAUGAGCUCAUCCAUUACUGUACCACCUGGUAUUGAAGAUGAGCAACACAACGUGAUAGAGAUCACCGCUAAGGGUGGGGAUGACAAUUGGCUCCCGUUCGACAGAGAAAAGACAGGUCCCAUCGUCAAUGGCUUCAUCCACGACAGAAAAGAUGAAAAGUUCGCUUUGCUGUGGACCAAGGAAGGGUUCGGAGUGGGCCAUUAUGUCCCCAUCAUCGAGUUCGUCAAGGAGGGAGAGGAUGAGAUCGAAGUUUUAAAGAAUGCAGUAAAGGUCCAAACAGGAGGGCUCGAGCCCACUGAAAUAUCCGAUGCAGGGAAUUUCCUCGUUGUCAUUGAGGGGAAUCCUGUUGCCAUUCGGGCCAAAGCCUACAGGAUCACAGCUUGGGAAGGCGAUAUCGCGGAAACGCCGGAGAAACGACCAGAAUGGUUCAAAUCUUACAAUGAGACGCCCGCGAACGCAUCUUUGCCUCCUAUUCCGAUCGAGAAGACUUUUGAAGACGAACAAUAUUUCUAUCCUACUUUCUUUGCGCCCCAUGGGAAGCGUUCUGUAUCAAGGUCCGAUUUCGCUGCUCCUGCCAAGCCCGAGGAUGUCGUAGGUCCACUCCUGCGUUACUGGUUUGCUGCCGCCAAUUAAAAAGAGGGGAUCACCGUUUGAGCGAUAUCAACAGAGUCCACUAUUUUGCAG